UUGCGUAGUAGUCAGCUGACUCCGAGUUUUCACGUGAUCUUCACAGCCGUAGGAGAUCCCACGGAGGAGUGUGGGAAUAAAAACCCGGAUCUCUUCAAACAAAAAGCCACUCGGUGCUCCCCUGUCCCGGUUCGUUAGUCCCGUUCACCGUGCAGCAUGGCGUGGACUAAAUACCAACUGUUCCUCGCGGGGCUGAUGCUCACAACCGGCUCCCUCAACACGCUGUCCGCAAAAUGGGCUGACAUGUUCUCUGCGAAGGGUUGCCAUGAUGAUCCUCCACAUCUAUUUUCUCAUCCGUUUGUUCAGGCGGUGGGAAUGUUUCUGGGCGAGCUCAGCUGUAUCGCAGUCUUCUACAUGUUACUUUGCCAUGACAGACGGCGCCCCGAGCCCAAGAUGAACCCCGGCCAGAGCUUCAACCCUCUCCUCUUCUUCCCUCCCGCCAUGUGUGACAUGUUGGCCACAUCCAUCAUGUAUGUUGCUCUCAACAUGACCAGUGCCUCCAGCUUCCAGAUGCUGCGUGGAGCGGUCAUCAUCUUCACUGGUCUGCUUUCUGUGGCGUUCCUGGGGCGACGCCUGGCACCCAGUCAGUGGUUCGGCAUCCUCACCACCAUCCUGGGCCUGGUGAUAGUGGGCCUCGCAGACUUCUUCAGCGGGAACAAACAAGACGCGCACAAACUCAGCGACAUCCUCACCGGAGACCUUCUGAUCAUCUUGGCUCAGAUCAUUGUUUCAGUGCAGAUGGUCCUGGAGGAAAAGUUUGUCUACAAACAUGAUGUCCAUCCUCUUCGGGCUGUUGGUAUUGAAGGUUUCUUUGGGUUCUUCGUCCUGUCGCUGCUUCUCAUCCCGAUGUAUUUCAUCCAUGUUGGCGAGUUCAGCGGCAACCCUCGGCAUGUCCUAGAGGACGCGCUAGACGCCUUCUGUCAGAUCGGGCACAACCCUCUCAUCUUGCUGGCUCUGCUGGGCAACACAGUCAGCAUCGCCUUCUUCAAUUUUGCCGGGAUCAGCGUCACCAAAGAGAUCAGCGCCACCACCCGCAUGGUGCUGGACAGCCUGCGUACGCUGGUCAUCUGGGCGGUGAGCCUGGCGCUGGGCUGGGAGCAGUUUCAUGGCCUGCAGGUGCUGGGCUUCCUGGUGCUCCUGGUGGGUACAGCGCUCUACAAUGGACUGCACCGCCCCCUGCUGGCCAGGAUACCGUGGUGCGCUGCAAGGAUGAACACAGAGGAGGCGGAGGAAAGCCCAGAAGAAAGAGAGAGGCUGCUGGGUGAUGGCAGGGUGCAGACCGGGGACGAGAGCUAAAACCUGAGACGUCCUGGUCCUCUGGACUGUCGGUCACAGACAUUGCACCUUUCGUGUAGUGAUAGUCUUUUUUUUUUUUUUUUUUUUUAAAUAUGGUCCUUUUUCACACCUCAGAUUUUAUAGGACCUCACACAAUGUUAUAAUAUGUGGGAGUGUGCAAGCUCUUUCAAAGGAAUAGUUUGGCACAUCCAUCUUCUCUGACUCUGGGAAGAACAGAAAAAAGAUCCCAAAUUGUUCAACUGUUCUUUCAGAGAAGCAGAGGUCAGUCUGAAGUCACUUUUGUAUAACAAUAGUUUUUUUUUUUUUUUUAAUGGAAUUCAUUUGUUAUGAAAAAAAAGAAUAAUGUAUAAUAGGCAGUAUCAGUAUUUGCUUCUGACCCUCUCGCAUAUUUAUUUAUCCUUAAAUGCAGGAUAACUAUCGCUCCGCCUGCCUUGACCUUUACGAAGGUCAUGGAGGUAUCAAAAUGUUCUAAUUAAUACAAGAGCUAUCCGCACUCUUAAAAUCUAUGCAGAGUACAUACAGCUAAGUGUGCGGAUAUCAGUUUAUCCGUAAACAAAAAACUUGAACUGACACUUUUUUUGUUAUGUCACUAAAGCACAGGUUUAUGAGUGACUGCCACACAAGAUGAAAAUUAGUCCUUUGAAGAUUUAUGCUGAUUUUCUUGAAUCGACGAGUCACGUUGUUUCUGACAGUUUUAUGAUUUAUUUUUUUUCAAUGUUGCUGACUGCUGUGUGAUUGUGCCAAAGUAUAUAUUAUGCCAACAGAGACAUGUGUGACAGCAUUUCAAAAUGUGUUUUGUAAUCAAGCUGUAUAGUCAUCUCCAUCUCAGUUUAUUGAAAACAGAAUGUGUGCAGAAAAGCAGUUUUAAAAGAAAAUGUGUGUAUAUUUGGUGAUCUUAAAUUUGAGUUUGUUUUUACUAAUGAGCAUGUAUCAAAAAUAUCUGAGCUCCUACACAGAGUGAUAUACACUUGUUAUUGUAAGUCCUGCUUCGCCUUCUCUGUUUAGUAGUUUAUGGCUGUAUCAUAUGCAAAAAAGGGACUGUUAUUAAAUCACACUUGUUGAAUCUGCAUUAGUAUAUUUACUCAGGUCUUUGUUGACCUGCCGACAACGAUCAAUUAAUGUAAUGUAAUGUAAUG
Messenger RNA from Cyclopterus lumpus (lumpfish), 2432 nucleotides. It is a transcript of the gene slc35f6, whose product is annotated as solute carrier family 35 member F6. The coding region runs from base 157 to 1296 and encodes 379 amino acids. Gene Ontology annotation, cellular component: intracellular membrane-bounded organelle; membrane. The transcript is spliced from 6 exons. The record is from RefSeq and is a predicted model, not a curated record. NCBI's taxonomy places the organism in Eukaryota, Metazoa, Chordata, Actinopteri, Perciformes, Cyclopteridae. Gene Ontology annotation, biological process: transmembrane transport. Gene Ontology annotation, molecular function: transmembrane transporter activity.